AUGUUCGCGUGCGCGUCCAUCUCGCGCGCGAGCGCCGUCGCGUCCUUGACGCCCGCGCGCGCCGCCGUCGACCGAAGUUCGACGAGAUCCAUCGGCGUCCACGCGCGCGCGUCCGGUGACGCCCCGUUGACGCACCUGCGCCCGUCCACCGCGAAUCGCGCGAAUGAGAUCGCGUUCGUAGCCGCGAAACCCGCGCCUGCGCCGCCGGUGAACAAGUUCCAGGAAUUCGGUCGACAGUACUGGCCGGCGUUCGCCGCGCUGGAGGGCGUGGCGCUCGUCGGCGCCACGGUGAACGGGAUCAUGUUGCGUAAACGGCGCGAAGAGAUCGAGCGAUUGAACGCGCAGAUGCGAGGAAUCAUGGCGAAAUUGGACGAACGCGACAAAACGCUGACGAGCGAGGAUGGAGAUUCUGAGGCGAGCGAGGCGCUGAACGCGGCGAAAUCCGCGCUGGCGAGCGACCACAACGACCGCGCCGCGGAUUUAUUCCUCAAGGCGAUCGACGUCGCCACUCGCGCAGAAGACGGCGCGGCGGAGUUGAGUGCUCGCCGUGGCUACGCGAUGGCGCUCGCCGCGCAGCGCAAGUUCGCCGACGCCGCGAGCACGCUCGAGGCGUAUCUCCCGCGUUCCUCGGCUUUGAACCAGCGCGAAGGCGACUCCGCCGUGUACGGUUUACUCGGGGACGUCUACACCGAUCUCGGGGCGUUCGACAAGGCCGGCGCCGCCUACGACGCAUGCAUCAACGUCAUGGACGACUAG
Messenger RNA from Ostreococcus lucimarinus CCE9901, 756 nucleotides. RefSeq lists its product with no specific name. Bases 1 to 756 code for a protein of 251 amino acids. Lineage: Eukaryota; Viridiplantae; Chlorophyta; Mamiellophyceae; Mamiellales; Bathycoccaceae. Gene Ontology annotation, biological process: chlorophyll biosynthetic process. The transcript has a single exon. Gene Ontology annotation, molecular function: protein binding. The record is from RefSeq and is a predicted model, not a curated record.